AUGCUGUCCUUGCUGGCCGGACUAGGCCUGUUAUACAGCAGCGAUCAGUUGGAUGACGAAAUCAUGAAACCUACGGAACUCCACCGCGUGCUGGGCGACUACGAUGUCAAUGAACUUAUGCAAGGCCUGACGCCACGUUGUGAAGAUCUGCUGUUGAGAUGUGCGUGGAACGAAGAGCCAAAGAAUUGUUCUGAACUCUUCGAUUUUCGACUUACCAUGAACGGAUAUUGCUGCACAUUCAACUAUUUACGACAAUCGGACGGCAUGUUUAAAGAG
Iphiclides podalirius (scarce swallowtail) is the source of this 276-nucleotide messenger RNA. The record is from the annotation of a GenBank genome assembly. NCBI's taxonomy places the organism in Eukaryota, Metazoa, Arthropoda, Insecta, Lepidoptera, Papilionidae.